Molecule: messenger RNA, 2841 nt
Organism: Bombyx mori (domestic silkworm)
Lineage: Eukaryota; Metazoa; Arthropoda; Insecta; Lepidoptera; Bombycidae
Product: atlastin
Exons: 11
Coding region: 146-1732 (528 amino acids)
Biological process (GO): endoplasmic reticulum organization; protein homooligomerization
Molecular function (GO): GTPase activity; GTP binding
Source: RefSeq, a predicted model, not a curated record
AAUAAAUGGAAGUAGUGUCUGACAUCAUUCAUGACCUUAAACGCCACACGCCAGUGAGUACGCGAACCAAGCGCGCAUAUUUUUAUAAAUAAUCGGUUUUUAAACUGUUUUCUUCAUCGAAAACUUGUGUUAUAAACAGCAAAAAAUGUCUAGUAAAACGGAAACAUUGAAAUCCGGAUGGGGAAUUCAAGUGGUGGUUCCAGGUCCAGAGCACACUUUUACCCUGGAUGAGGAGGCUCUCACUGCACUCCUGCUCCGCGAGGAUAUAAAGGACCGAGCUGUGGUUAUCAUAUCGGUUGCUGGAGCCUUUCGGAAAGGAAAGUCCUUUUUGUUGGACUUCUUUCUUAGAUAUUUACAGCACAAGUACGUCCUUGGUGAAAGCGGUGGAGAAUGGAUUGGUGUUGAAGAUGAACCUUUAGAAGGUUUCAAAUGGCGAGGAGGAUCUGAGAGAGAAACCACAGGCUUGCUGCUAUGGUCGCAGCCUUUUAAAGCAACUUUAGCGAAUGGCGAAAAGGUGGUGAUAUUUCUGAUGGAUACGCAAGGAACGUUCGACAGUCAGUCCACUGUGCGAGACAACGCCACAGUGUUCGCUCUCUCCACGCUGAUAUCUUCCGUUCAAAUUUACAACUUGUCGCAGAACAUUGAAGAAGACGACUUACAGCAUUUGCAGUUGUUCACGGACUACGGUCAGCUAGCACAAGAGAGCAGUUCCGGAAGGCCCUUCCAGAGGCUGCAGUUUCUGGUUCGAGACUGGAGCUUCCCGUACGACCAUCCGUAUGGCGCUCUGGGCGGUCAACAGCUUCUGAAGAAACGGCUCCAGAUUCAUGAAGGACAGCAUCCAGAGCUUCAGAACCUCAGAGAGUACGUAACAAGGAUAUUUGAUGAGAUCGCUUGCUUCCUGAUGCCUCAUCCGGGCCUCAAGGUCGCUACGAACCCUGACUUCAACGGGAAACUAGCCGAUAUCAGUCCAGAAUUCAAAGAUAGUUUGAAGCAGUUGUUACCGAUGUUGCUCGCCCCUGAGAAUCUAGUCCCGAAGCUGAUCGAAGGCCAGAAGGUCAAAGCUAAGGAUCUGCUGCUCUAUUUCAAGACCUACAUGAAGGUGUUCAAUGGAACGGAGCUGCCGGAGCCACGGACCAUUCUAGCGGCGACGUCAGAAGCCAACAAUCUCUCAGCAGUGGCUGAAGCGCGCGAGGUGUACGAAACUCUGAUGGAGGAGAUCUGCGGUGGCACCAGACCCUACGUGCAGCCCAGACAACUAGAGGAAGAACAUCACAGGGUCAUGAACAAGGCAAUACACGCGUUUGACAGCAAAAAGAAGAUGGGUGGUAAGGAGCUGGCUGAUGGGUACAAGGCUGAGCUGGAGAAGGAGCUAGAAGAGUUGUUCGAGCAGCUGAGAUCGCACAACGAAGCGAAGAACAUUUACCGCAUGAUCGGAACGCCUGUCGUGUUCGCGACGGUGGCCGUGCUCGCGUACAUGCUGGUCGUGCUCGGCAACAUGUUCGGCGUGCAGACGGUGGUGGCGGCGGGGCAGGCCGCCGUGGUAGGGGCACUCGUCAUGAUCGCCGUGUGGAUCUAUUCAAGAACUACCGGACAAAUGAGGGACGUAGGAGCACAAUUAGAUGAAAUAGCCGAUUCAAUUCGUAGUUACAUUCUCAACCAAGCGUUCGACUCGAUGCGAAGUCGCGCGACCGCCGCGGCUGUCGGCUACGGCGCGGACAAGAAGCGCACUUAGUGUCAACUUAGUGGAACAAACACUCGCCUUGCGUUUCACUCUGUGUAAAGGACCGAUGUACAUACAUACAUUUGAAGGGUGGGGCAGCCGUUGUAACUAUACUGAGACCUUAGAGCUUAUAUCUCAAGGUGGGUGGCGCAUUUACGUCGUAGAUGUCUAUGGGCUCCAGUAACCACUUCACACCAGAUGGGCUGUGAGCUCGUCCACCCAUCUAAACAAUACAAAAAAAAUACAUACGACUGUGUGAUAUUCUAAAGUAGAUUUUUUAAAACGUAUUCACAACUUGCGAUGUAAAUAAAGUAACUGUGAUAUUUUGAAAACCCAAUGAAAAACGAAAAAUAAUGAAUUAAAUUAAGUAUGUUUUAACUACUUAUAAAAUAUUUUUUGUUUUGAGUCCAACAAUGACUCCACGCAAUAAAAUUGAUUUUGUAUAUUUUUCAUUAUUUCGUAUUCCACGACUUUACGAAGUUUGUAACAUUAUAAGUAUUUUAUGGAAGAGCACAGAUCACAGACUCUAUAAAAUUCUAAGUAAAUUAAUUUCCUUUGUUUGAUUUCCAUUUAAUAAGUGUAUUGAGAUAAGUCUAUACUAAUAUUAUAAAGAGGAAAGAUUUGUUUGUUUCGAAUAGGCUCCGAAACUACUGGACCGAUUUGAAAAAUUCUUUUUCCAUUAGAAGCCGACAUUGUCCCUGAUGAACAUAGGCUACUUUUUUAAAAAAAAAAUUUAAUUUUAUUUUUUUGGUUUCAUGUGUGUUUUAAUGUUUCCGAAGCGAAGCGAGGGCGGGUCGCUAGUUUUUAAUAAAGAAGUCGUAAUGGUAUUUGUUUACUUAUCAAUUAACAUUUCGGAUAGAUUUUGUCACAAUUAAUAGAAUUAUAGGAAUUCUACCACCGACUGAUUACUUACUGAUUAGUAGUUAGUAAGCUGUGCGGUAGUGUGCUACUGUAAACUAGUAUUUUUUUAAAUCAUUCCUUUGGAAUUUAAAACAGUCAACCAUCUUUGGCCUUGUCUUGUUUUUGUAUCAUACAUUUUGUUGUUUUCACCUACCAAUAUCCACAUGUAAUAAACAUAAACGUGAUAUCUUUAAAAAUAAUAAAUUUUAUUUUUAUACAUA